GUCUGCAUCCGCUCCCUCUGCCGACCUGGAACGCAUACCCUCGCUCAGCGGCCUGUUUGAUAUCACGUACCAGUAAUGACGGCAGGGGUGACCGGAUACUUCAGGUUUACGGAUAUUUUCUUCGAGUGGCACCAAGCGCUUCCGAACAAGGAGGACAUCGGCCCGCUGAAAGCACUGAUCUCCUAUGAUGCCCUCGUACAUCCUGACCACCCUCUUCGAGAGCAGGGAGUGGACGGAAUCGAGAUGUAUCUCGGCACGUUCGCAAACGGAGAAAUGCGACUGCUGAUGUCCUCUGCGCAAAUCGAAUAUAUGCGGUACUGGCUGCACGCCGUGGGCCUGACAGAUUCAUUGAUACCACUUCCGGCAUCGGAUUGGAUGAUCCGGCCAAGCGAGCUUGCCAACUGUUCUCCAUGUGUCUACAGGGAAGCUUCGGUCCUCAAGAAGGCGAUCAAGACGAUCGACAAAAACAACAAGAAGCUAAAAUUUGCUCCUUCUCUCCUUACCAAUCGCCGGCUGAACUUCGAGAGGAUCCGCACCUUCUGGGCUGAGCGUGUCGGGACGUGGUGUGCGAUGGACUUUGAGGCCUGGGAACGCGACCACCAUGUUCUCACCGAGUUUGGGUGGAGCCUCGUUCGUUGGGAGGGCAAUGAAGACGAGCAGAACGAAAUCACGGAGGAAGGUCACUUGACCAUCCGUGAACAUAGAGGCUUCUUCAACGGCACAUAUGUCGAUGACAAUCGUGACAAAUUUGGCUUCGGAGAAAGCGAAGAGGUGGACAAGAAAACAUUCCGGAAACGGAUCCUCGACCUCAUCGAGACACACCGCCAAGCAGGCCCGCUUUUCCUCAUCUUCCACGACAACAAGCAAGACAUCAAAUACCUGCGCUCAGACACCAUCCAGGCCCUCACGGAAUUCGAGUACCUCCUGCCAGACCAGGCACCCACGUCGGGUAUCUACAUCAUCGACACAGCCGAAUUGUUCGCCGCGCUCGAGGGCGAGUCGGGCGGAAACAAGCGCUCGCUUGAGCGUGGGUGCAGGCUGCUCCAGUUACCCACCGAAUAUCUGCAUAACGCGGGAAACGACGCGCACUACACCAUGGCCGUGCUGCGUUCGAUGGCGUCCGGCGACCCGCUGGACGUGCAGCGCGAGAAGCGCUGGCCCAACCGCACGACUAGCUCAAACCCGAAGGUCGAGUUCAAGGCUUGGGAGGAAGACUCGGAUAUGUCUGACCUCGAGGGUGUGAUGCCCGUUGAUGCGGACGCGCAGCCUGGGAACGAUGACGUGACGUGGAACGGGUUCGACAUGUAAUUCAACGCGACUUUGUGCGUUGAACGGUACUAGUGGUAUUUUUUGAGCUGGGCAUGAUAUACCUAAGAAUGUCUCAAUAGGAAAGACGGACCUGCUUGAAUAUAUUCUUGAACAAC
Molecule: messenger RNA, 1424 nt
Organism: Laetiporus sulphureus 93-53
Lineage: Eukaryota; Fungi; Basidiomycota; Agaricomycetes; Polyporales; Laetiporaceae
Exons: 7
Coding region: 76-1308 (410 amino acids)
Cellular component (GO): nucleus
Molecular function (GO): nucleic acid binding
Source: RefSeq, a predicted model, not a curated record